Messenger RNA from Raphanus sativus (radish), 835 nucleotides. Its product is annotated as putative defensin-like protein 263. The coding region runs from base 68 to 340 and encodes 90 amino acids. The record is from RefSeq and is a predicted model, not a curated record. The transcript has 2 exons. Lineage: Eukaryota; Viridiplantae; Streptophyta; Magnoliopsida; Brassicales; Brassicaceae.
UUGUCACUUACAAAAUCAAAAGAAGCAAACCAAAAAAAAAAAAGUGUUUUGAGGUUACAAUAAGCAAAUGGAGAAAACGUCUCUCAAGUUUGUCUUCUUCUUCACCAUCUCAGUCAUAGCAAUUUGUUCGUCUUUAGUUGGUGCAAGAGAGAUGGCCAAGGAAGAAGUGAAUUGCCUCUUUGGAAAAUGUGCUGAUGGAAAGAAGAACCGUGAAGCACCUAUAAUGGACAGUUACGAGACUGAUGUGUCUUGCCGUAGAGACAAUGAAUGCAUCAAGUACUGUCCUAAAGGCUUCAAGAUUGUGAACUGCAACUUUGGGACUUGUUUCUGUGAGCGUUGAGAGAUUGGAAACCACCAAAAUAUCUAUAACUUAAGACGGAUAAGAACAAGAUAUUGAUGUGUAUUGGUGUGAAAAUGUUUCGUGUUUAUGACAAACUGUUCUGUGUAUUAGUUUGCCUUAUGUUUUGAGGCUUCCUUUCGUGAGGCAAACUGUAUAGUUCAGUUACAUUAGAUGUUGCUGAUCAUCCAAUCAUCUUCACCUGUUUCGUAAAUACUAGCAUGUCUUCUAAGCUUGUGAUAUUUUCUUUCUUUGAACACAAGGAUGAGACAGCAAGAGAACCAGAGAACCAUUCUUUGUCUGAAAAUAAUAGCCUGAACACUGAGAUCAGGAUGAGAUAGCAAGCAACUAGAGACGCAUACCGGGUGAAUACUAAAUUUCAAUCUGUAUGUCUGUGUGUUUGUGGAUCAUGUUCUGUUAGUGUUGAGAGAUUCCAAACCAUCAUAACUUCUACCUUGUACAGCGGAGCAAAUACACAAAUUGAAAACAAAUAUUUUA